This is a messenger RNA of Cuscuta epithymum, 4378 nucleotides long. NCBI's taxonomy places the organism in Eukaryota, Viridiplantae, Streptophyta, Magnoliopsida, Solanales, Convolvulaceae. The record is from the annotation of a GenBank genome assembly.
ACGUAUUGGUGACCAUCACAUAAAGAUGUGGUCAGCAGAAUAUCUCCGUGCUUCGUCACAAGCAUUCAAGCAACCUUCUUUCAGCUCAAUUUCCGGCUAAGCUUAGAAAGUUUAAGCGUCCUAUUUCUUUAAGCAAAACAGUGACUGAUCCAUGGCGAUUUUGGGCAUAUCAGUUGCGAGGUGCCGAUGGAGGUUCGUGAAUUCGAUGCGCGGAUUUUGUUUGACACCCUCUUUAGACGCAGACAAGAAGCUUGCAGCGGCUGUCCAGACCGGGCAGCAGGUCAAGGGCAGAAAUGUCCAGUGGGUGUUUCUUGGCUGCCCCGGCGUCGGCAAGGGUACCUAUGCCGCUCGCCUCUCGAAUCUUCUCGGCGUUCCUCAUAUCUCAACGGGAGAUCUCGUCCGUCAGGAGCUCUCCACCAGUAGUCCUCUUUCCGCCCAGUUGGCAGAGAUUGUAAACCAAGGGAAACUGAUUUCUGAUGAGAUCAUAAUAAAUCUACUGUCAAAGCAACUUGAGGCUGGUGAAUCCAAGGGUGAAACGGGUUUCAUUCUUGAUGGAUUUCCCCGAACUAUAAGACAGGCGGUGAGCAGCUUUUAUGCAGUAAUUUUCUCAAAUAUUAAAUUAAUACCAAUGGCAUGUCCAUUGUCCUCUAGAUAUUUGGCCUAGCAUAAGUUCAGAACUUGUGUGGCUACAUAUGUAGUUAUAUAAUCUUCACACUUAUUUUUCAUGUCCGUCCCAAACUUAUCUCUCCUUUCUAUUUAAGGAAGGUAUUAUGUGGCUCAUAUUAUUCCUCUAUCUUCAAUUAAAUCUUAAUCAUACAACUUUCUAUUUUUUAAAACUGUGUGGCCGGUCAAAGUCGGUGUUUAUUGAAGGACACAGGGAGUAUCUUUCUUUUAUAUCACUAUUUAGUGUGAUUAUAAACUCUGAAUUGCACAAAAUAUAAUUGUGAUGGACCCAUUAUGGCACUCCUUAAUGUCAAUGAGAAAAACACAUGGGGUGCGGUUCCAAUGAGAACUAGGCUUAUUGUGAGAACGUGAGAACAGUCACUUUUAACCCCAUGUGAUGCACAAUGGGGCUGUCUAUUGCACUUUUUUAACUUUGAUCAAAUAAAGCCAAUAUCAAAUAAAGACAGUAGCAUUUUGGCAAGUAUUAUGCCGCGAAAAAGUGCAAUAGACGAGCUUCGUUGUGCAUCAUGUUGGCGUAAAAGUGCUUGUUUUCACGUCCUCACGAUAAGCCUUGUUCUUAUUUGAUCCAGAAUAAUAAUGCAUGUGUGUUUGUUUAAAUGCAGGGGCGGAUACACUUACAUGGUAAUAAUAUAGCUUUAUAACACUAUAUUUUAUUAAUAUUUUUAUUAAAUAAUUAUGGGGUGCCCCCGAUAAGAAAAAUCAAAUGCCCCCAAUAAGAAAGAGAGAUUUGCCCUCAUGUCAAGAACAAUACGUGGAAUUAUUGGGUGAUGCGAGUGAUUUUUUAUUAUGUACUUCAUAUUUUCUUUUUAUGUUUUUAGUUUUUCAUUUCUUAAUGUGUUUUUUUAUUUACGUUUUUAUUUUAUAUAAAUAUUUUUAUUGUUGUUGUGUUUUUAUUAUAAAUUUAAAACAUGAAGAGAGUAUAUAAAUUACUCAUAUGUUGGGAAUAUAAAAGGAAAUAAUUUCAAACAUAAUCUUUUUAAUAAGGGUAGACAAAAGUGCGCCUUAAUAACUUUUAGUGACCAUAAUAAUAAUUAUAUUCGAGUAUUACAUCUUAAUUACUAUAAUAGUACCCUUAUAGUCACUAUGAAUAGAAUUUCAGUCACUAAAAGUUACGGAGUAUUAAAUAACAUUUUUGUCUAUGGGUAUUAUUUAAUUCAUUUAUAUUUGAGGAAAAGUUCAUAUAAAACUAUAGUCCUAUUUUUACAUUUUGGAAUUAUUUAUUUUACUUCUAUUUGAGCUAUAAUCACUAGCUCUAGACACAUUUCUUUCUAUUCUUCUCAAAUUUAUGGUUGUUCAAUGAAUAACUUGGUACUUUCUUCACCCCAUUCAAAGGUUCCCAUUGCAAAAUGUCACAAUUAUUCAGACAAUACUUAAAUAUGAUAAUUGGAGUAUAUUUUAAGAAAUAACUUUGAUGGUUGUAUCAUAUAAUGAGGUCAUUGAUGAUAAUUGUGGUGUUAUAGAUAUAUUAGUUUUAAUAUUUAAUGAUUAAAUUGUCUUUUAAGAGUAUUAAUUGUUUCUUAUGAUAGAAAUGAGAACCUUUAAGUGGGACGUCCGAAAUAGGAAAUUGGGAACCUUAGAAUGGGACAGAGGGAGUAUUAGAGGAGCUUUGUCAUUACAUGUAUAUCAGUGGUGCCCCCAAAAAUGAGAACCUUUAAGUGGGACGUCCGAAAUAGGAAAUUGGGAACCUUAGAAUGGGAAAGAGGGAGUAUUAGAGGAGCUUUGUCAUUACAUGUAUAUCAGUGGUGCCCCCAAUAACAAAUUUUUCUGUAUCCGCCACUGUUUAAAUGUAUGUCAGUAUGUGUGUGUGUGUGCACUUACAUGCAAAUCUUUAUCUUGAUUGACACUUUACUAGAUCUCUUUAGGCUAAUACCAUUCAAAUGGCUAAGUAUGAACUAUGAAGUAGUGUAACAUAUCGCAUACAGAUUUUUGUAAAGACUGUUUGAUUGUUUUAAAACUGAGGUAUUAUUCAUCAGUGAAAAAACAAUCAAAAUAUCACAGUUUUUCCGUGAAGUUUGUUCUAUUUGGCUGUCAUGAAGUAGCAAAUUGUAUGCAGAUUUUUUUAAAGACUGUUUGAUUGUUUUCCCCUGAAAUUUGUUCUAUUUGGCUGUCAUGCUAUAUGAAGCCUUCAACCACAUAGCACGUUCCUUAUUGAAUGAUAAAUCACUUUAACUUUUCGAUACUUUUAUAUUGGUUCUUUCUUGAUGUCAGUUGAUUUGUUUCCUUUUAAACAUGAUAAAGAAUGCUAUUUAUUAUUUCUCUCAUUUUAGUUUUUCAUGCUACAACUCACCUGUGAAUUAAACGAUUAAUGUGGAUUUAUAUGAAAAAUUAGGAUCAUAACUAUUUUCCUUGGUGGCGAACCAAUUACCACUGAUUUCUGUGUAGUCCCACAGAAAUGGGAUUCUCAGUUUCUUUUACAUUUCCUCAAUUUCUAACCUGCCCUUGAUGUUCCUUGUUUAUAACUCAUUGCUCUUCCCUCUUUUGGACUCUUUGUUCUUCCAAAGCUGAAGAUGUGUUGUUCGUAGCGUGCCUAAGUCUCUAUGAAUACUCAAUACAAUAUACGGCAUUCUAAUGAAGUGUUGCAUCUGAAACCAGAUCAUCUUAAUUUUCCCGUAAGUUUUGAAAUUUCCAGGACCUAAUCCCCCCACCUUUGUGGAUUUGAUUCCUCCAUCUACCAAUAACCAAUAUACUUUAAUGCAAAAGUGGCUUGUACACAGACUUUGAUUUGGUUGCUUCCAGUUAGAGACUCUGUUCUUGCAUCUGUAUUAACCUGGUGUACGAAUAUUAUAAAUUUACGCAGAUUGUAUUCUUUAAUCUUUUGAGUCCAUAUAAUGUGUCAUGUAAUCAAACCCUUUGUGGAGGCGCUCUUUAUUUAUGAAAAGCUUUAAAGAAUGAACCAGGUCGAAGAUCAUGACACCUGUCAUCAUAUUCUAUGCCCAACUCCAAGCUUGAGCAUUAGUUUCUACCUCCUAUGAAAUUUUAGAGGGUGUCACAGACAUUGACUUGGUAAUCAAUCUGAAACUUAGGGAGGAUGCAAUAAUUGCAAAAUGUCUAGGGAGAAGGAUGUGCAGCGAAUGUGGAGGAAAUUACAAUGUCGCGUGCAUUGAUAUAAAGGGAACACAAGAAAGCCCUGGAAUGUAUAUGCCUCCCCUUCUUCCUCCUCCUCUUUGUGAAUCCAAAUUGAUAAUGCGAGCUGAUGACUCUGAAGAUGUUGUGAAGGAGCGCCUUCGCAUCUACAAUGAAUUGAGCCAACCAGUUGAGGAGUUCUAUCGGUGUCGUGGGAAAUUGUUGGAGUUUGAUCUUCCUGGAGGAAUACCUGAGUCAUGGCCAAAGCUGCUACAAGCUUUGAAUCUUGCUGAUCUUCUUGAAGACAACAAGCAAAAGUCUGCUGCAGCUUGAGUGUAGUGUUGCUGUGGUUACUGGUCAUCGCGUCCAUUCUUGAGUUUAGGCUGAUGCAUGUAAAGAAACACAAUAAAUUCAAUUUGGUUUUUGAUGUUUUAUUACUCCGUUGAAGCUGUGCCUAUUAUUGUCUCACUUUUUUUUGCAACUAUUAUGCUUGAUCCUGUAAAUGUUUAUUGAGCCCCUAAAUGGAGCAGUCAUUCAUCAUUCAUGGAUUGUUGUGGCUACGAUGCAAAAUCGGAGUAAAUCAGCCAUUGCACCCCUCAUAGUAAUAAUCAAUUCUGUCUCGACAGCUGAG